AUGGCUUCUCGUCUUCGCUAUUUCAUCAAUAGUCCUACAGGUCCGAAGACGACGCAUUUCUGGGGACCGGUUGCUAACUGGGGCUUUGUGCUCGCUGCAAUGGCAGAUAUGCAGAAACCUGCUGAUGUUAUCUCCAUCAACAUGACGUCAGCACUGUCAAUCUACAGUCUAAUUUUCAUGCGGUUUGCAUGGAUGGUAAAGCCUCGCAACUACCUGCUACUGGCAUGCCACGCUUCAAACGAGACAGCGCAAUUAUAUCAGCUGCAACGUGGCUUGCGUUUUCAAGCUAGCACGAAAGAAGCAAAGACGCAGGCGUAA
Molecule: messenger RNA, 318 nt
Organism: Plasmopara halstedii
Lineage: Eukaryota; Oomycota; Peronosporomycetes; Peronosporales; Peronosporaceae
Product: brain protein 44-like protein
Exons: 3
Coding region: 1-318 (105 amino acids)
Biological process (GO): pyruvate import into mitochondria
Cellular component (GO): mitochondrial inner membrane
Source: RefSeq, a predicted model, not a curated record